CCGGUAUAUGACGUCACGAUCGGGAUCGCCAUAUUUAGGAUUGGCGAAGUGACUAACUCCGAAAGCGUACCCAAACAGAAGGAUUUAUCAUCAAUACUGGCGUAAGUUAUCGAACACGACUGCAUUUGGAUCCAUUUGGUUCUUCUGAUAUUCAUCAUGAAGUUUGCUGCUGUGGCUUUCCUGGCCACCCUGCCAUACAUCUUUGCUGUGUCACCAAACCCACAAGUGCCAGCAACUCCAGGGGCCCUGAACAAAGGCACCCUGACUGUAGAUAAAGCCAACCCAUGUAUCGGGGCAGAGACCUGCGGCAUGUGUAUGGAAAAAGGCAAAGACUGUGCAUUCUGUACGGCAACGUUUUAUGACAAAGAGAAUCUACCUCGCUGUGACCUGAAGUCUAAUCACAUCAAGAGAAACUGUCAGGGGGAGGAUUUGUACGGUCCAGACAGCGACCUCACACCAAUCAGGGAUGAUGAGGUAAAAAAUGGAGGUGAAAACAUCGACAUUGAGCCUGCUAUCCAGAUCCAACCUCAGGAGUUGACCCUUAAAAUUAGACCGAAUGAUCCCCAGAAGUUCAAGUUGACGUUCCGCUUGGCUGAGGAUUACCCCGUGGACCUGUAUUACCUUAUGGACUUGUCACACUCGAUGAAGGAUGACAAAGAGAGACUUGCCUUACUUGGAACUGAAAUCGCAAAGAAGAUGAAGGGCAUUACUAAGAACUUUCAGUUGGGUUUUGGAUCGUUUGUGGACAAGGUGGUGAUGCCAUAUGUAAGCACAGCCCCGUCCAAGGAACCUGGUUCGAUAAAACGAACAUUAAGCAGCCCUUGUCCUGGAUGUGACCCCCCAUAUGGCUUCAAGAAUCAGCUCAAACUUGAUAAAGACACCACCAGAUUUGCAACUGAGGUGCGAGCUGCCAAGGUGUCUGGUAACCUGGAUGCUCCUGAAGGAGGUUUUGAUGCUAUUAUGCAGAGUCUUGUCUGUGAAAACGAGAUUGGAUGGAGAGCAGCCUCACGGCGUAUGUUACUAUUCUCCACCGACGCAGACUUUCACUAUGCAGGAGAUGGAAAGCUUGGAGGUAUUGUCAAGCCUAAUGACGGAGCGUGUUACAUGAGUGAUAAUGAGUACACAAAGAGCACAGAGCAGGAUUAUCCAUCUGUGAGUCAGAUUGCUGCCAACAUUAAGGACAAAAACACCAACAUCAUCUUCGCUGUGACCAAGGAUCAGUUCCCCACCUAUAAACAGCUGGAGAAGUUUAUAGCCGGAUCUGUGACAGGAGAGCUCGCCAACGACUCUUCCAACAUCGUAACACUUGUUCAGCAGAAUUAUGAUAAAAUUACUUCAAAACUGGAACUUACUACAGAGAAUGCGGAGGGUCUUGAUAUCAAAUUCUUCACUAAAUGUACAGGAAAUGAAACCAUAGAGACAAACAUUUGCCAGAACUUGGAGAUAGGGGACAAAUCUAGGGUGACUUUUGAUGUAAUCGUUGAGGCAACAUCUUGUCCUGCUGACCAGACUAAGUUUUCCAAGACAUUUUCUAUCAAGCCUGUGGGUCUGCCCGAUAAACUUCAGAUCCAUGUGGAUCUAAUCUGCCAGUGUGACUGUGAGAAACCCGAAUAUGCUGACCGGAAUCAGAACAGUGACAAGUGUAAUGAAAAGGGUACCCACGUGUGUGGUAUGUGUGUAUGUAACCCAGGAUUCUAUGGCCGCACCUGUAAUUGUGACGCUGGUAACGCUACAUCUGAGGAGAUCCAGUCUCAGUGUAUUAAGAACAACACAAACCUUGUGUGCAGUAACCGUGGUGAGUGUGUUUGCGGAAAGUGUGAGUGUUCCGCCCGAAGCCAGAACUCAGCUCAAAAGUACAGUGGAGAACACUGUGAAUGUGACGACUACUCCUGUCCCUACUCCGGAGGCAACCUAUGUGGAGGUUCUGAGAAGGGUACCUGUAAAUGUGGGAAGUGCGAGUGUAACAGUGGCUGGUCAGGUCCAGACUGUGCUUGUUCUCAAGCCAACGACUCUUGUAUAACUACCAACGGACAGUCAUCCAGUAUAUGUAAUGGUCAAGGAACGUGUCAAUGCAAUAAAUGUGUAUGUGACCCCACGUCCGCCUUCAGAGGACCCAAGUGUAUGGACUGUAAGACUUGUCAGGAGGUGUGUCAGAAGAACAAGGCAUGUGUUCAGUGCGUGGUCCACGAGACAGGACUUAAAAACCAGGAUGAAUGUGACCGCGAUUGUCGUACCCCCGGCUACAUCACUAAAGUCGCUGAACUUGAUGGUGAUAAGGAAUAGCUGUGAGUUUAAAGAUGAAGAUGACUGCAUUUUCUUUUUCUCAUAUGACUACGGA
This is a messenger RNA of Pecten maximus, 2338 nucleotides long. Its product is annotated as integrin beta-PS-like. Gene Ontology annotation, biological process: integrin-mediated signaling pathway; cell adhesion mediated by integrin; cell migration. Gene Ontology annotation, cellular component: cell surface; integrin complex; focal adhesion. Bases 157 to 2283 code for a protein of 708 amino acids. Lineage: Eukaryota; Metazoa; Mollusca; Bivalvia; Pectinida; Pectinidae. Gene Ontology annotation, molecular function: integrin binding. The transcript has 22 exons. The record is from RefSeq and is a predicted model, not a curated record.